AUGGCCACAGUGCCUGGGAAAGAGAGGGAAAUAGUCGAAGAUACUUCAGAAGGAGAAAGUUUCAACUUUCAAAGCUUAAUUGGUCAAAAAUUAACAAAGGCCAAGAAAGAAGAAUUGAAAGACUACGCCAUCUCCUGCGGGUAUCAGCCAGGAGCACUACUCUUCGACGGUAUUGACGACGAAAGCCUGGGUUGCCUCCGAGACCGAACUGGAGCAAAAGUUAACGGAAGAAAGACACACAAGAUCCGACGGCUCGGGAGCGGCGGCGACGACGAGCUGGCGCCCCUGGAUCUCGAGGCGCUCCUGGCCACGACGCAAGACUCGGACCCCGACUGCCCCGCCGACGAGCAGACGAUCCAGUGCCGUACGGGAGGCGCGGCGGUGGCCACGCCGACAUGGGCAAGCCGUGGUCACGGUCACGGUCACCGCCGCGUCGCUAGCGUUUUUGGCGUGCCAGACGAGGACGACAACCUCGUCUCGCUGCUCACGCGCACGGUCUCGGCUGGCCUGGACGGCAUGUCGGAACGGCUUCUGCUCGACUUCUUCGUGGAGGUCACGAAACGCCGGCGGUCGGAAGCGCACGCCGAGCCGUCCAAGCUCCCUGGGCCGGUGGCCGGUCUGCUGCGACGGGAGGCUGAGCGGCUGCUGGUAGACAGCGAGGCUGUGGCAGCGGCCAGGGGCUGCCUGGAGGGCACGGCGACUGGGCGGUGGGGCUUGAAGGACGUGCUCAGUGGCGGCCAUGGCGUGGUACGACUCCCCGUCGCGGUGCAGCGGGUGCUUCAUGGCCCUGGGUCGCUUCCACCCGCCGGCGCCGGCGCCGAUCUGCGGCCGCGAGCUACAGGCGCCGCAUGCCCGCACCGCAGCCCACAAGUUGCUGCGCUGCUGCGUGGAGUGGGUUUCCAAUUGCAGUUUAACGGCUACCGGAGACCGGAGUGGAUCCGAUUUGCCACGUGGGCGCUCGAUCACGGCCGUUGA
Zea mays is the source of this 975-nucleotide messenger RNA. RefSeq lists its product as uncharacterized. The record is from RefSeq and is a predicted model, not a curated record. NCBI's taxonomy places the organism in Eukaryota, Viridiplantae, Streptophyta, Magnoliopsida, Poales, Poaceae. The coding region runs from base 1 to 975 and encodes 324 amino acids. The transcript has 3 exons.